This is a messenger RNA of Spirometra erinaceieuropaei, 8444 nucleotides long. The record is from the annotation of a GenBank genome assembly. NCBI's taxonomy places the organism in Eukaryota, Metazoa, Platyhelminthes, Cestoda, Diphyllobothriidea, Diphyllobothriidae.
AUGGCCGGUAGCCCCGUUGCGUGCAAUGACGAAAGCAUGGAAGUCGAGGAUGAAUUUAUUUCAAUUAAGAAGCACUCGCUGUACGUCAGUUAUUUUUGUUGAAUUAAUUUUACGUUAUUUGUUAUUGCUUACUCACUUUGAGAGCCGUGCAUUUGAGUUGCAAUUAAAACUUUCCUGCACGUCACGCAGUUUUUUUUUCAGUUAAUACGAAUAUUCAUCAAUUAAGGUGUGGGAAAGUUUACACGGCAAAUUUUAAGAAUGCCUAAUAUGUUAGGUGUCCUUUUAACGAAUGUUUGAAUUGGGUCUGCACAUAAAUGCCUGUGUGUAUAUAUACAAGCAAACAUUUUUGUGAUAGCUCUGAUUACAUAUGUAAUAAUCAUAUCAUGAGGACCGUAAUUGCUGAUAGGAUAUUCUCAAACAGCCCUGGUUAGUAAGUGAACAACAGUCCAAAGAAUCAGUUGGUAUGCCCGCGAUCACAUACUGAUGAUGAACCGCCAACUAGUACGCUCAGUUCUUCUGACCUUUAAGCGCCCGCACUCACUAGGAGUCGAUUCAUGCUUAUGUUGCGUAGAUGAGCUUCCUCGCUUUAAGAGCUGAAUCCCGUGGUGGAGAGAGUCAAGCGUAUCGCCUAUGCGCAAACUUGUCUUGUGAGCGACAUUUUGUCUUCCUACUGGCCGCUCUUGAUCGGCACGUGAAUUUAUUGAGAAGCAUUCGAUUGUACGUACCUGGUUCAUAAACUUUGUUUUCUGCUAACUCACCUGUUGCUAUGCUAUCUGUCCCAUGGCUUCUCUGGGCUGAGUAACUAUCUGAGGCAUAAUCCCGAACAUUUAUCUCCUUGUAAAUCCAUGAUUUGCUAGUGCCACUGAAUUUUUGGAUCUGAUAUGUCCGAGUCCUUCACAGCGGGCUGUAUAUUAACUUCGAAACGUAGGUCAUGUUGAUCACUACAUGCUAGUACUUGCGGACUCUUACUGCGCAUGUAAAUACAACCUUGACUUGUUGAAUUUGUAAGAUUCAGACCUAACCUUGCCCACCUUUCCGACUUUCAUUUUCUUUAUCAGAACGCCUGCGUUUAAUCGGCUCGUCUUAAUCUAUACAGUGGUGUUUCUGACAAUUCUUCUUGGUAUGAUGUUUACCAACUCUUCCAGAUUACUUAGCGAAUGAUCACUCUGCACUACAGGAGACAGAUAAUAACAUAGUAAGUAAAAGAUGAUCACAUGACAAGCUAAUUUGACUGUAUUCUUGUCUUAGUGUGCUGGGCUAUCCCGUGUUCGAUCCCUUCUCGAUAAGUUGUUUCGAGGCGGAUAAAAGGCACGGCUCUAACGUGCUCUUAAUUAUCGUCUGCCACUGAAAUUGCGUGUAGCCGUGUUGGAACAUUCUGCAGGACAGCACUUCUGUUUGAUUCCCGCGGAAUUUCUUUGGCUCUUUUCCUUUCGCUUUCCCGCUUUUUUACAGAUAACAGUGGUCUGUAAUUCGAAUAUCUUGAAAGUAAUUGCGACAUAAUAAUGCGCACUUUCCAAAGUAUCUCACAGGAGUUGCGAGGCUUAGAUCCGGACGUGUCCGCUAUUAUUUGAUCUCUGGCAAGAUAUCCCCGUUUACCUGUAGCGUCAAAACACCUGCUUUCUAUGCCCUGGACAAUACGACAGCUGCCAAUCCUAAAGACUGUCUGAACCUUCGAGACCAAUUCAGCUGACGAAGUCACUCAGCCUGUUAUUACUUUCGAACAUGACAGCGAGCACUGCAGACGUCUUCUCGGUCACUCAUCCACAGUCUGCGAAGGCACAAGCCAAUUUGAUUAAAUAGACGUAAAUGUCUGCUUUGAUCGUCAGGCCUCCCUACACAAGACGGCCAAGGCAGUGCGACAAUUUUCCAUCGGAAAAGCACUGGGUUGCGACUCGGUCCCAUCGAAAUUUCACAAAUACGGCUGCCCUUAACUGACGGACAUGCUUACUUCACCGUUCCAGAUUUUGAAACAAGGAGGAAUUCUGCAACACUUCAAAGAUUCAACUUUCGUUUAUCGGUGUAAAUGUCAGGGAGACUGUCAACUCUUUGAUAAACACGUAUACAUUUCUCUUCUCCAACAUUGCGGGUAAAAUCUCCGUCCCAGUCUUAUUCAAUCGCUUGGACGCGCAUGGACUUCUUCCGGAAAUACCAUCCAGUGUUAAGAAUACCACAGUGACUCUGUCAUUAUUUUUGCGGCACGGUAACUCGCGGUGAACUCUAGAGAAUCUUGCUGGAGUUCGGGGCAAUUAACACAACCUGUAAGACAAAUUUAUGACAGUAUGGUGCGUAUCAAGUACAAAGGGGCAGUUUCUGAAACAUUCGGGGUGAAGGAGAUAUGUACCCACUAUCACCGUCUCCGGCCUAGUUUUUCGCCACGAAGGUAGACGUCUACCGCGAGGGACGGCCAAAAGUCACUCUUCGGUCAGCUUGACUCAGACAAUAAGCUUUCUGUGUAUUUGAGAUGGGGAAGAGUGAAGCUGUUGUUGGAGGAUCUACACUCGCGACAAAUCAACGCGUUUCCCACUAUGGUAAAUCUAUUACGCAUGAAUAUAUUACAACCUGCCAGCUGUCAUGUCUAGGAAGGUUCUUAACUGACGGGUAACUCGGUCCAUCUCAGGAUUUGGGUCAGGUCUCGAUGGCCUCAUCCUGGUACGACCUUUGUUUCUUUUUAAAAUAUAUGCGAUAUAAGAUCCUGCACUAAGUGGGGUCUGGGUCGGUGAUCAGGUCGCGUAUGGCACGCUUAGACGCGCUGUUUGACUUUGUCGGCCACAUGCGGUCAUCUUGACCUUGUUUUACCAUCGGUAGGUGUGGGAAGAAAAAUAUGCAAAACGGAACUUUCGGAAAGAAGUUCUACUUGUCAUCUCCAGGCCACGUAGAAUUGCCCCUCUCCUCUUUCGUGGAUCGAGGCGGCUGAGUAUUUUGUCGACCUCGGACCAUUGUCAGCAGAAUAUCUUCAGUUCAACCGUCGCGGACAACGAUGCCUACCGCGUGUUCUACAACAUGAUGGGCGCAGGACGGUAACUUGCGCGUAAAUUACUCUAGUAAUGACAGCAGAUUUGGGCAGCGUCUGUUGCACUCUCUCCUAAACUCGUUUCAGUCAGGACGACCGGAGGCGAGAUCGGGCGCGUGGCUGAUAAAGCUGAACAGCCCGUCCACGUGUGCCACGCGUGCCACGCACGCCUUGUCCGCGGACGAUGGGCCAGGUUUUCACUGAAACAAGGGGCGGUUCGGAUCCUAUCUGUGCUGGAGCGCCAUAGAGGCCGCGUGAAGAAGGAGCUAUUGCAGUCUGACUCUCCGUCCUGAGAGGAGGACCGAGUUAUCCUGGCUGUUGGCAGCCUUCUAAGCCAUGACUUUUAGCGCAGCACGGCAGUUCAAAAGUGCAUCGAAUUGUUUAUAGUUAAAAAUGCGAUGAUUUGCCAUUAGGACGUAGUCUCCAGAGUCGACCUCACUGUCUCUUCUCGCAGUCCGCGGCCUACUGCCCGAGCCUAUCAGUAAUUUGAUGCUGGGAUUAAGCACAAAUGGCCUGCGCGGCGUUGGGUCUGCGCCAGGGCGUGCAACCACAGCCCGUCGUGUGUGGCAUUAUGGGAUGCACGGACCUUGUGGAGCCCGACUAAAGGGUGCCAUAGUGGUCCAGCUUAUCCACCACGUGACCCAUUGUAGGGAGGAUAUGACACCGUAUACAACUAGCGCCGAACAUUUUCUGUGGGCUUUGGGAGUGUGUGGUCUCUCCGCGAAGCUCAACAACAGGUAGUACUUCUGCAGUCUGGUUGCGAAACUUGGCCACCACGCACUGCUGACUUGAGGAGGGUUGAGGUGCUUUCUGCGAAUACUAUUACAGUCUUUGAUUCAUAGAUAAAUUAUCAAACGGAGAACUCAAUCGUCGUUUAGGGACAUCUGCUCAUCAUGCAUAAAUGGUCGCCGCCUCAGAGGGUUCGAUCAGGCACUCUCUUAAUCCGUGUUGGGACUCAUCCGUGAUGUCAUUUGUUUAUGGUCCUGUCCGAGUAUUCAUCACCUCGCUGGGGACAACUAAAAUAGUGGGCAGAUGUGAUUAAAGCAGGCCUGGAGAGAUUGCUGGACCCCAAUGUUUUCGCCGUUUAUGAAUGAAACGCCAACUUGCCAAUGAGUUCUGAGGACUCGCCAGACGGUCGCAGAGUAUUGGCCGAACGAAUUUGUGAUCCUGUGGACUCUGGUGCCAGCCUAACUAACAUUGGUGUUUGCUACUGCAAAUGCGAAGUAUUAGCAGCCACAGUUUCACAUAAGACAACGGCGAUACAGUCAACCCCUCCCAAACAGCUUGCUAACUUUGUAACCUUACAUGAGCUGUUAUUCCGUGGCCUGAGGCACAGAGUAGGUAGUGUCAUUUCGUUUCCAGGUUGUUUUCUAUCGUGAACUUGAUAAGCGCAAAAAAGAAUGUGCUGUACUUGUUUAGAGAUGAACCCCCUCCAAAUUUAUCCCUGUGUUACGCACUUCUCCCAUCAAACUUCUCAUUUCACCCACCCAAUUUCAGCUGGCAACCUCCAUUCAAGCUUCGAGAUUGUUCUUUUGAAUAUCUCAAAGACUCUCCGGUGCCCUACUCCCUGCUUCACAAGCCUUACAAACAAAAGAAACUGAAGUACACACCCGAAGAAGAACAAAAAAUCUGGUCUCUGCUCGGAACUCUCAAUAAUCUCGAUGAUAAGCCUACGUCGACCGCAACCGUUCAAGAUACAUCAACUUCUGAAACAGUAUAUUCGUUAUGAGUGUGUCCUCUCUACUCUUCCGAAAUUUUAGAAUCUCUUCUAUGCCCAGUCUGUGCCUGCUCUACAGUCCAUGCGUGAAGUUAAACGCGAACGCCGGGUAACUUUUUGGUUAUGUAGCUUACUCUGCCAAUAAGUCAGUCUGGAGUGUUUUUGAUCCAAAGCAGUCCACUUGGACGUCUUCUUUCGCCUCUCACGCUUAUCGAAGGGGCGGUGUUCACAAUCUGACCUUUCAAGCUUGGGAUCUUGAGACUUUCAUCUGCUUUUAUUCUGUUCCGUAUACCAGUCAAGGCCUUUGGAUUAAUAUACAGUAGUUGGGAAUGCAAUGAGUCGUCAAGGUUGAGAUGCGACAUUUGACAGUUUUUAUCACGAUCUACAUAUUAACCUACGGAACUUCCUCCAAUCCUCAUCAACGUGGUUCUCCCACGGCACUGGCAGUACACUGACUUCCUCCCAUGGUGCGACGGCCGGAGCUCUUCUUGAAGAAGGAGACACGACCGCUGGGACAAGAGCUUUAUUCGCCUGACGUUUCGGAUUGUCAGACGAGUAAGGUUAUUAUCCCAACGAUCGUGUCUCCUUCACGACUGCUUCCUGGGGCUCGUCUCUCAGCCUCUAUUGUCCAUCCGAUCUAUUGUAACGCCUUAAGCACCCAGAGGAAAGUCCUUCCCAUUUUCUCCACAUGUAAGAUUGCCUUUGAACGCGCUGAAACCGUUCACGGUGUUUUGUCCUCAUGUUGAGGGUAGCUGCAGACUUCUCCACCCAUCAACGUGGCCUUGCAUCUCGCAGUUUUACGAUUCUGCAAAUAAUUCUGUAUGGAGUAAUCUGGGACAUUUUUCUAGAAAAAGCACUUAUUUGGGUGCCUCGUAUUUCUCCGAUGUCCUACAUACCUGCCGAAGGGUCUUUCAACAAAAGUUUUUUUCUUCCUUUUCGAUUCAUCUUCGUUAACCUUCCAAGGCAAAGAAGAAGGCGCAUUUGGAGAAGUGGUAUGGCCUGCCAAAGGGAGAGCUGACUCCAGAAGUGAAAGCAGACUUGGAGCUCAUCGCAAAGCGACAAAUUCUCGGCCAGGAUCUGCACACUCGGAAGGCUGACGGUCGUCACAGCCACUUCCAGGUAGGCCAAACGACGUGCCUGUGUCUAACUGGGUCCUGUUUAGCUUGCGAGAAUGGCGAUAACUACUGCUUACUCGCAUCUAUUCCUUUGAUUUUUUUCUCCCAAUACGCAGGUGGGUGUAGUGGCCGAUGAUCCCGGCUCCUUCUACGACCGCAUACCGCGGAAGCAGCGGAAGAAAACCCUGGUUGACGAGUUGUUGGCUAAUGCUGACUACAUGAAGUAAGCUUCGUCUUUGAUUUGGUUUCUUUCUAUUACCAGAUACUGCCUUUCCUACAACUUACCAUGGUUAUGUUGUUAGUCAAAGCCAUCUGAUUUUUAUCUGCAAAUCAAGCUAGUCAUUUAUGCCGUUUGGUCGACCCAGACUGUCGCCGCUCCUAGUGGUACAGACGGACCUCCGCCACCGCUAUUCUCCUGCUGCCUGGAACUGGCGACUGUAACCAAAACCACAAACUAAACUAAGCAGAGGACUUGAAGAAGGAGACACCAUCGCUGGGACAAGAGCUUUAUUAGCCUGACGUUUCGGAUUCCUGCUCGAACCCAUCAUCAGAGGCAAAAGCACAAGAGUCUGCAGUAUUUAUAGGAUGCAGUCGCCAUGCUACCACAUACCGAUGAAUAUUCACGGCUCCCCCCUUCAGCCGGGAUCGUUGCACUUGGUGUGCUGACUGUUUGAUGGCCGACAUUCGCGUGGUUAUUUGCUGCAAUUUCAUCACGUGCGUUGGAUGUUGGUGUGAUGAUUGCUCGACCAUCUGAUCCACCGACCCUGGCGCUGGGAAAAGUGUUCACCUGUGAGCUCCUCGCGUGGCCAAUUACUCCGCCUAGGCGAAUUCUCAGCACCGGGUAUGGAAGGGGAAGGUCAUUGCACUUGUUAAUGAACUGGGGGUAGUAACAGCGUGAGCCGGGAGCUGCCUGAGUCAUGGUUUACUGGCCCCCAGUUCAUUAACAAGUGCUAUGAUCUUUCCCCUUCAUACCCGGUGCUGAGAAUUCGCCUAGGCGGAGUAAUUGGCCACGCGGGGAGCUCACAGGUGAACACUUUUCCCAGCGCCAGGGUCGGUGGAUCAGAUGGUCGAGCAAUCAUCACACCAACAUCCAGCGCACGUGAUGAAAUCGCAGCAAAUAACCACGCGAAUGUCGGCCAUCCUACAGUCAGCACACCAAGUGCAACGAACCCGGCUGAAGGGGGGGGGGCCGUGAAUAUUCAUAGGAAUGCGGUAGCAUGGCGACUGCAUCCUAUAAAUACUGCAGACUCUUGUGCUUUUGUCUCUGAUGAUGGGUUCGAGCAGGAAUCCGAAACGUCAGGCUAAUAAAGAUCUUGUCCCAGCGAUCGUGUCUCCUUCUUCAAGACUGCUUCCUGGGACUCGUCUCUUCGCUUCUAUAAGCAGAGGACUUUUGCAGAGAUCCUGACUUCGGUCACGUCUUCCCGUCAACAUUCCCCAUCUUGUGCACACACACCUUGAUACACACUGCUGCCUUUCGCAUGCCUUUGUAGUAGUAGUUAUGGCAACCUAACUAUCUUGAUUUUAGGCUUUUACGACUUCAGUAAUACAAUCCACAUGUUUCAGGAACUGAAAAUACUAUAGGUUCCGAUCCUAACUUUACGAAGACAAGGUGGUGCUGUUUGUUCAUGAGGUAGAAAAUGCAGUCUACCUCCGAAUGCCCACAGACUCAAGAUGAUCUGCUGUUUCAGUGGCACCAUGGGACAAGGCUAAGUCGUGUCCAGCCCACUCAUUACUCAGCCUGUAAUUGCAUUAAACAUCGAGGCCUCAUGUCACCCCACCGCGCAAAUCGGAAAACUUAAAAGAAUGGAAAAUAACACAGUCAUGGUGUCCCGUAGUGUUGCCUUUGUCUUCGCUUCCUCCUUGCAGAAUCUACUGUGAAUGUUCUAAAACAACUGCUGGCAAAUUCGUCUCGCAGUUUACGAUACAUGCGUUUGGUCUCUGCUGUCUAACAGCAGUUAACAUUCUCAUGGCGGGAAUAACGCACAAGACAGUCCGUACCUUUCAUGCCGUUGGCUCGAUUCGUCGUGUUACAGUCCACGGUACAACCACAUGCCCUUUUCUUCACUUUGACUCACCUAAGUGAUUGUGUGACGUCAUCUUGCCGCAUUGGGUAAUCAAUGAACCUCACUGAGAGUAUUACCGACAGCGACAAGGGAAACUGCGGUGGCUCUUGUUGACUUGUUUGUAUUCAACCACCACUAGGCCUGGAGCGCCCGCGUUCCGUAUACCCGUAGUCAGGGUCAGACCGGUGAACACCGGUAAUGUGAGUGUAACCUCUAGUUUUAGCCAGAUUGGCACAACUCGAAGUCAGGGGCCUCCGACUGAGAGAGAGUUUGAACUCAUGGAUCACUGCAUGAUGUCUAGGGCCUAUUAAGCAGCCCAAUGGGGCAGACGCUGUGUAGGUCACUUAAAGGCUUAUUUUUUGUACGAAAAGUUUAUUUCGUCUUUGCCCCUUUACAGGAAACAGCGUCGGCAGUAUUCACUCCUUCAGAAAGAGAAGUGGGAGAAGAAACUUGCGAUACGCCGAAAACAGAAGCAGCAACAGCAGAAGUCGGCCAAACGCGCUGGCAAGACGAAAACAGUCAAGAUAGCCGAAUCCUAG